UAGUGCAGCUGUCCCCAGACUUCGCUGUGGGUGGGAACACCGAGCCUGCCGUCUCAUUGCCUCACCUCUUUGACAGCUGUCAGCCAGAUGUGGCCCCGUCGGCAGAUGUGCUGGCUGGCAGCGGCGCGCCCGCUCCAGAGGUGAAAGGGCAGGGUCUGACAGACGGUGCAGGGGAGCCCGAAGUUUGCGGAUGGAGGCAGCGCACCCCUGCCUGCAGCUGGAACCGGGCCAGAUGUUGGUGCUCCAGCCCAGAGCUGAAGAGACUUCAACAUAUGGGCCGCCCGCAAGCAGAGGGGAGAAGAUGUACCGCUGCACCCUCUGGUCUUGCUUGUAUUUUUAGACCGGCUGCAAUGUGACCGAUUAUCACUCGCCUCCCUUAUAUAAAAACAACCGGCAGGCGGCAUCCAGUGUUAGGUUUCGAGGCUCAGACUGAAGGGAAUGGCGUUCCGGGCAGGAGCUGGCGUGGACAAGCCGCACAGAGCAGACGCUGCGACCAGUUUCCUCAGGGCCGCACGAUCUGGAAACUUGGACAAACUCCUCGACUACUUAAAGAAUGGGGCUGAGAUCAACACGUGUAACCAGAAUGGGCUUAAUGCACUCCACCUGGCUUCCAAGGAAGGGCACGUCAAGGUGGUGUCGGAGCUGCUCCACAAUGGCAUCGAUCUGGAAGCCGUGACAAAGAAAGGGAACACAGCCCUGCACAUUGCAGCACUAGCUGGACAGGAGCAGGUGGUGAAGGAACUUGUUGACUAUGGAGCAAACAUUAACGCUCAAUCCCAGAAAGGAUUCACUCCACUUUACAUGGCGGCACAGGAGAACCACCUGGAAGUUGUGAAGUUUCUGCUUGAAAAUGGCGCCAACCAAAACGUUGCAACAGAGGAUGGAUUCACACCCUUGGCUGUUGCGCUACAACAAGGACAUGAGAACGUGGUGGCUGAUCUGAUAAACUACGGGACGAAAGGGAAGGUGUGCCUCCCUGCCUUGCACAUCGCGGCACGGAAUGAUGACACCCGGACUGCAGCAGUCCUCCUGCAGAACGACCCCAACCCUGAUGUACUGUCAAAGACUGGCUUCACUCCGCUCCACAUCGCAGCACAUUAUGAGAAUCUGAACGUGGCUCACAUGCUGCUGACCAGAGGGGCCAACAUCAAUUUUACACCCAAGAAUGGAAUCACAGCACUGCACAUUGCUUCCCGAAGAGGGAACACAAAUAUGGUCAGGUUUCUGCUGGAUCGUGAAGCCCAGAUCGAUGCUCGGACAAAGGAUGAGCUGACGCCUCUUCACUGCGCCGCCAGGAAUGGCCAUGUGCAGAUUGCUGAGAUUCUACUGGAUCGCAAUGCUCCGAUUAUGGCCAAAACCAAGAACGGCCUCUCCCCCAUUCACAUGGCAGCACAGGGCGACCACCUGGACUGUGUCCGGCUCCUGCUCCAGUACAAAGCCGAGAUCGAUGACGUCACACUCGAUAACCUGACCCCACUCCAUGUGGCUGCUCACUGUGGCCACCACAAGGUGGCCAAGGUCCUCCUGGACAAGGGGGCAAAGCCCAGUGCCAGGGCCCUGAAUGGCUUCACUCCGUUGCAUAUCGCAUGUAAGAAGAAUCACAUCAGGGUGAUGGAUCUGUUGCUGAAGCACGGAGCCUCGCUGGAGGCUGUAACUGAGUCAGGGCUGACGCCACUCCAUGUUGCUGCCUUCAUGGGAAACCUCAAUAUCGUCACCAAGUUACUACAGCAUGGAGCCUCCCCUAAUGUAUCCAACGUGAAAGUAGAGACUCCAUUACACAUGGCAGCAAGAGCGGGGCAGACUGAGGUGGCACGGUUUUUACUCCAAAACAAGGCUCAAGUCGAUGCCAAAGCCAAAGACGAUCAGACUCCCCUGCAUUGUGCCACUCGCCUGGGCCACCUGGAUGUCAUCAAGCUCUUGCUGGAGAACGGAGCGUGCCCGAAAUCAGCGACCACUGCGGGCCACACGCCUCUGCACAUCGCCUCGCGGGAGGGGCACGUUGAAGUAGCAGAGGUCCUGCUCGACCACGGAGCCUCACAGACCAGAAUGACAAAGAAAGGGUUUACCCCAAUCCAUGUCGCUGCCAAGUAUGGUAAAAUGCAAGUUAUGGAAUUGCUGCUUCAACGAGGUGGUCAGCCCAACUCUGCAGGAAAGAAUGGUCUGACCCCUCUCCAUGUGGCCGUUCACCAUGACAACCACGACAUCGUGAAGCUUCUUCUCAACCAAAAUGCAUCCCCGCAUGCCACAGCCCGGAACGGCUACACCCCACUGCACAUCGCUGCCAAGCAGAACCAGACAGAGAUUGCAAGGAGCCUGCUGGAGCACGGAGCCUCGGCCAACACGGAGUCCUUCCAGGGAGUGACGCCUCUGCACCUGGCGGCCCAGGAGGGUCACAUGGAGAUGGUCACCCUGCUCCUUGACAGUCAAGCCGAUGCCAACCUGAACAGUAAGAACGGCCUGACACCCCUACAUCUUGUGGCUCAGGAGGACCGGGUUCUGGUGGCUGAAGUACUCAUCAACCAUGGAGCAUUACCUGAACCAACAACAAAGUCUGGAUACACUCCACUGCACAUGGCUUGUCACCAUGGAAACAUAAACAUGGUGAAGUUUCUGCUCCAGAACCAUGCAAAUGUCAACUGCAAAACCAAGAUCGGACACACGCCCUUGCACCAGGCUGCACAACAAGGCCACACAGAUGUCGUUAACCUCCUCUUAAAGCAUGGAGCCUCUCCAAAUGAAAUCACCACGAAUGGAAGCACAGCGUUAGCGAUCGCAAAGCGACUCGGCUACAUCUCCGUAACAGACGUGUUAAAGAUUGUUACUGACGAAACCAUGAGCACAACUAUCACUGAGAAGCACAGACUGAGUUUUCCUGAAACCGUUGAUGAAACCCUGGACGUGUCAGAGGAUGAAGGAGAAGAUGUCCUUGGAGUAGAUGCAAGCAAGUACCUGAAACAGGAUGACUCAAAGGAACAAGAAGAUGACUACUUAUCUGCAAAGAAGACAGCUGAUUUUGACGUAUCUUACUCUCCCGCUGUACACAGAAUGUCAUUUGCUGCACCAGAAAUCGUGGCUGCAAAGGACCAGAUCACAGUUCAAGGGGAGCAGCAGCAACAGGCUUCCAUCUCCCUGUCCAAGGACUUUGAUGAGGAUUCCUUCACCCCCAGCAGCCCGGCCACUGAGACUUCCGAUAACAUCAGCCCAAUCGCCAGCCCUAUCCACACAGGUGAACCCAGCAGUCCUGUUGCAGAAAUAUACGAUAGCACGAGCUCCAUCAACAAUGACAUCGUUGUCCAUUCUGGUGAAUCCACCAGCAGUCCAGCUGUGGAGACAUCCCCUUCUAUCACACCUGCUCCUAAACCUGUCCAGUCCAGGUUUCUGGUGAGUUUCAUGGUGGACGCUCGGGGAGGCUCGAUGAGAGGCAGCCGACACAACGGGAUGCGCGUCAUAAUACCACCACAAACGUGCAACGCCCCCACACGCAUCACCUGCCGGCUGGUGAAGUCGCAGAAGCUGGUGAGCCCUCCGCCGCUGGUGGAAGGAGAAGGACUGGGAAGCAGGGUGAUCGCACUGGGACCAGCUGGCACCCGCUUUCAGGGCCCCGUCAUUGUGGAAAUCCCACAUUUUGCCUCAGUGGAACACACAGACCGGGAGCUGGUGGUCCUGCGGAGUGAGAAUGGGUCAACCUGGAAGGACCACCGGAACUGUUGUGGAUCGGAACAGUUAGAGCAGCUACUGAGCGGAAUGGAUGAAGACCUGGACUCCCCCGAGGAGCUGGAGCGGAAACGAAUUUGCCGCAUCAUCUCCAUGGACUUCCCACUCUAUUUUGCCAUUGUUUCCCGUAUCAAGCAGGACACUGAGUGGAUCGGUCCUGAAGGUGGAGUGGUGAGCAGCACACUUGUACCGAAGGUACAGACCACUUUCCCUGCAUCUGCAGUGAUCAAGAGGGUCCGUCUGGGCCUUCAGGCUCAGCCUAUUCCUGAUGAGUUGGUGACAAAGCUGGUGGGUAACCAGGCAACAUUCAGUCCAAUUGUUACGGUGGAACCCAGGAGAAGGAAAUUCCACAUCCCAAUAGGUCUUCGGAUCCCACUACCACCCUCAUGGAGGAACAACCGGCAGAAUACCUGUGAAGGCGAUGAGACCAGCCUCCGACUGCUAUGCAGUGUUAUAGGAGGAACAGGCACUGCCCAAUGGGAAGACAUCACAGGAACCACCAAACUCAUUCAUGCAAACGACUGUGCAAACUUCACCACCAAUGUGUCAGCAAGGUUCUGGUUGGCGGACUGUCCCCGGACUGCGGAAGUGGUGAACUUUGCCACCCAAAUCUACAACGAAUUGAUGGCCGUGCCCUACAUGGCCAAGUUCGUGGUGUUCGCCAAGAUGCACGAUGGGAGAGACGGCCGACUGCGGUGUUACUGCAUGAGUGAUGACAAGGUGGACAAGACCUUGGAGCAACAUGAGAACUUCACUGAAGUGGCGAGAAGCAGGGACAUUGAGGUUCGAGAGGGAAUGCCAUUGUACGUGGAAUGUUCCGGCAACAUCGUGCCUGUGAGGAAAGCAGGCCAGCAGCGGUGUUUCAAUUUCCAUUCAUUUAAAGAAAACCGCCUCCCCAUAACCAUAAAGGUGAGAGAUCUCAGCAAAGACCACACUGGUCACAUCUCCUUCCUUCGAAAGCCCACAAAAUACGAAGACCUCCAGCACAUCAUCUGUAACCUGAACAUCACCAUGCCUCCCUGUGUGAAGAUCGAUGGAAGUGAGGAGCGGCGGCGGAACCUGACCCCUCUGGCCCUGCGCGAACGAUACAACACGCUAACCGAGCCGGCAAUGGUCUCCCUGAGUGCUUGGGAACGUACAGAAAUGAAGAUGUCUCUGAUUGCUGAGCAGCUCGGUCUCAGCUGGGCUGAGUUGGCAAGAGAGCUACAGUUCUCUGUGGAUGACAUCAACAGAAUCCGUGUGGAGAAUCCCAACUCACUGCUGGAACAGAGUGCUGCCCUUCUCAAUCUCUGGGCCAGCCACGAGGGAAAGAGAGCCAAAAUGGAGAGUUUGUAUUCUGCGCUGAAGAAUAUCGACCGGAAUGACAUCGUGAAUAUGCUGGAAGGGUCCAGUAUGAACAGCCACCCUCUGAAAGGGAAUAACAAGCACACAGAAAGAGACCAAAGCCUUUCUCCGGCUGUGAAUGGUUUCACCACAGUGCAGGAUGAGAUGCUAUCUCCUGCUUCACUUCAAUAUACGAUGCCAUCUCCGCUUCAAGCUGACCAGUUCUGGAACGAUGUCACAAGCCUGGAUGUUAACCCCAAUGCACGCACUGACAACGAUUCCCUGAUGGAGAUAUCCGAUGUCAAUGUUUGGUCGUCAGGUGGUAAGCCACCUCUAGUGGUAGCCGAAGACUCCUCUCUGGACUACAGCAAGGCCGAUGAAUCAUUUCAGGCUGAAGGACUGAGUUCCUUAAACCUCACUGAGGAGGACACAGCAGAUUCAGAUGCUAUCAACGGGCUGAUAGAUAUGCUCAACAAUGAAGUUGGUCAGAGGUCAGAGAGCAAAACAGAGAUGACAGAAGGAGAGACUCCAACCAAGCUGGCAGAGGAAGUGAAUACAGAGAAUGGCAUUUCUGUAAUUUCAGGGCAACAGAAAGCACAAGACAGAUGGACAGGGUCACCAACAUCGAGAAAAAAUGCAGACAUCAAACAGCCAGACCAGAAUGCAGAAAGGCCUCAAGCACAACCCUACGUUGUGUCAUACCAAACAGUCCAGGAGGAGAGAGGGUGGGUCCCCGAGUUUGAAGGGGCUUCAGUGAUGACCCCAAAGGCUGAGCCCUGGAAACCUGGCUUCAUUGCAUCGCAGAAGGAAGCUUGGGCCGAGGUUCUGAAACAGUGGCCUGCCGAGAGUUUGUCUCACGUGGCAAAGCAAAGUCCCAGCAGACUACAGACUGAGGAGAGGCUUGUACAGUCGGUAGAAAGCACAGAGCAGAAGCAGUCACUUCCCUUCCGACGUCUGAGAGAUGUGGAGGGUCCCCUUUGUUCAACACCUGCACCUGGUGGCUCAGCAUUUCAACAUGACCCUGAUCCACGCAGCAGCUGGAUAACCGUGGAGGAGGAAGUGGUGGAUUCGAGCGAGGAGGGUGAAGAAGCAAAGAACAUUCCAGGCGAAUCAGUGACGGAAGAGCAGUUCGUCGAUGAAGAUGGCAAUAUCGUCACUAAGAAAGUUGUUCGAAAGGUUGUUCGAAGGGUUGGCCCCGGUGAAGGAAAGGAAGAGACAGUGGAGGUGCUACUCGCAGACACAUCAGACCUAGAAAAUCCAGCAGAUAACUUCACAAAGUACAACAUAUUAACAAGAGACAGCACAAACAGUAAGGAUACUGUAACUACAACACGGCCUUGAGAGGAGGAAGCAGGCAGAUUGGGGGCUGUGAGAGAAAAAGACUUUACAUUAGGCUACAGGCAUGAUUUCUAUAAGAGAGUUCCUAUUAUCAAUUAGCAUGAUUGACUGCCAAAGCAUGUACUCUAUUGUACCGCCUAAGGGACUGAAUGAUUACUAUUGGCACAGAGCUGGGAGGCACCCCACCAACAGAAUAAGCGGGAAGGACGCCCUGGGACAAGGGCCGCAUCCGAACAGCAAUAUCAAAACAAAAUUCAGUCGCUUUACUGCUCACGUUUUUAAUUGGGUUUUAACUAGCGAGUGGAGUUUUCAAUACAGUUGUUUUGCUGUCUGUGGUUAACUUAAUACUAUGCAAAAACAGCAAUGCACUGCAAUAUAUUCAACAGCUGUCAGGGUAGGUACCGGACCAGCUGUCUAAAAGACAACUUUAGUUUGCAUCAAUGUUUUCCUUUUCUUUUCCCCUUUUUGCUAGCUCACCGCUAAUCCUUAGAGGACAAAUUGUGCUUUGCAGCUUUUAAAUUCUGUUACUCUAUUUUUUUAAAGAAUUUUUUGUGUAAGAUUUGUGUUUGGUUUGAAUAUUGUCCUACUCCAGAAGAGGACAGCUUUCUAUGUUCUGUGUAUUAAACUGUAAAGAGCCACUGUGUCAGUUUCUGUGAACCCUUAAGUUACAGCCUGCUCAGUAUUGGACCAGACGAUGUCAGUUUUUGAUCUUAUGUAAACUGAACACAGGAGGUUUACUUUCCUCUGUUCAACCACUUGGUUAAUCUCUUUUAGCAAAAUUUCUCCACCUUUGCAUUAGAGCUGCAUGAAGUUAGUGCAGAAGGACAUUUAAUUUAAAUACCUUAACCUCAAAAUCCUUGCUUUUUAAAGCGUAAGCUUAUUUUUCUGUUUGGUUUUGUGUCUCGUGACCUUGUAUUGUUAUUACUUCAGGUUUUCCAGUACUAUUCAUCACCAGCAACACAGGCUUCAAAACACAAACCGUGACACCCUCUUAAUCUCCGCCCUGCGGGAAUCAUUUUGGAACACACGUGAUUACUUGUUCCUGACUCUUUGCCACGUUGCAGAGUUGUGGUCUCUGCGCAAACCUGUGCAGCUAUGCAUUGUUUGCGGAGUAACCUGAGGCGAUUAAACCCCAUUCACAUUUCCUGAGACUGAGUGGUUUUAUGCCACUCCCAUUCUGAAAGGGAUUUUUCAAUUCAUUAUUGGGAUGUAGGCAAGGCAGGCAUCUAUAGCUUGCUUAUGUGGAGCAAGUGACCCAUUGGGCACUUCGACGGAAGAGCUAAGAGUUGACCGUGUUGGUAUGUGACAAGCCUUCUGGGCAGGUUAGGUAAAGAACAAGGAGCUCCUUCCCGAAAGGACAUUGAUGAUUCAGUUGAAUGCUUAUGAUAAUCUGACAGCUUCAUUGUGACAUUUACUGUCGCCAGCUUUACAUUUCCAAAGUUUUAAAUAUUUGAAUUUAAAUUUUUAAACAAUCCUCUACUCGUUCUCAAGACAGUUAGUCCAUAACAAUUAUCAUUGGCAUCAACCCCAUUGGACGCCUGAAUGGAUUCUGAAUUUUGCUCAGGAAUGUCUGUCUAACGGGUUCUGCAUUUUUCCAAUUAACUGGAGGUUUCCUCAUUCUCCCUUCUUCCUUGCAGGAAUACUUUGGCCUCUGGUUUGAGUACUUCCUGUUUACCAACACACAAGUGUGGGUCUGCCUCUACUGUGGGAGCUUGAAAGCAAUAGUAUUUCAUUUCGCAAGUGGAACUAGCAUAGAUGGGCAGCCUGGUCGGCAUGGACAAGGUGGGCUGAAGGGCCUGUUUCUGUGCUGUCUGACUCUAUGACUCUAAUUGGCCUGAAAAUAAUUUGGAAAGCAGUGCGAGAGGUGUAAGUGGUAACAAGCUUGGCACGGGUUGGGUUUGUCCGCUAAUGUAACCAUGGGUGGUGUUGUAGCAACUGCCUCUCUCUGAAAUAACUUGGAGAGCAGUGCGAGAGAUAUAAGUGGUAACAGGUUUGGCAAGGGUUAGGUUUGUCUUUUGGUGUACCCAUGGGUGAUAUACCAGCUGCCUCUCCCAAGAGGUUUGCUGGAAGUAAGAAUCAGAGAAGCUUCUGAAACACACAGAUGACAGGUGUAAAGUCAGAAUUAGCCCCAGCCUCUCAGUAGACCUGAGUAACAUCAUUCGCAAUGGGUGAGAAAGUGAAGCUGGACAUAUUGGCUGUCAGUGCUGACAGCAUUAAUAUGCUUGCAAUUGCUUGCCUCAGCUGGCAUUCAUACCCCUUGCAAUUAAUGCACCUGAUUAGAGCUCUCUCUCCAAUUGGCUUGAACUGGUAUCUCUGCUCAGGGGACUGCAGAGUUUAGGGAAAACCACUCAGCUGGGAACUUGGCACACAAUGGCAAUAUCUCCAUCUGAAUGGGCAAGGGAUAGGGAUUGGGAUGACCAUUGGAACAGGGUGGGCCAUGUCCUCUGUAAAGACAGAAGGAGAACCUUGUGUUGGCUGCAGCUUUUUCCACAGCCCUUGGACAACCCAAAACACACAAAGCCAAUUAAACACUUCAGGAGUGUGACGCUGCUGUGAAGUAGGAAACUCAGCAACAAAGUUGCACAUUGCAAGCUCCCACAAACAGCAAUGUGACAACACUAAACCAAUCUAGUCCUGAUGUUGAUGAAGGGAUAAGUAUUAGCAAAGACACAUGGGAGAAUUCCCUGAAAUUCUUCUAAAUAGCACCACAGAAUCGUUUACCUCCUCCUGUGGGAGCAGACAAAGCCUCAGUCUGAUGUCUAAUCCAUGUAGCACCGUCUAAUGGGCUGUGUACAGAAGGGAGGUGUAACUGAAUCCUGACCAACAGGCUUUACUGUAACCGUGUUAGCUGCUGGGGUAGGGUUGUGCUUGCGCGAGACCUACUUUCUGUUCCAUGUGGAAGGUUACUUCCCACAGCAGACAUUGUUAGUAAUGGAGACGCAAGAGGCUGCUGGAAUCUGGAGCAACACACAAAAAACUGGAGGAACCCAGCGGG
Messenger RNA from Pristis pectinata (smalltooth sawfish), 9370 nucleotides. RefSeq names its product ankyrin-1-like. The record is from RefSeq and is a predicted model, not a curated record. Gene Ontology annotation, molecular function: protein binding. NCBI's taxonomy places the organism in Eukaryota, Metazoa, Chordata, Chondrichthyes, Rhinopristiformes, Pristidae. The coding region runs from base 439 to 6378 and encodes 1979 amino acids. The transcript has 44 exons. Gene Ontology annotation, biological process: signal transduction.